Metarhizium album ARSEF 1941 is the source of this 705-nucleotide messenger RNA. RefSeq names its product FAR-17a/AIG1-like protein. Bases 1 to 705 code for a protein of 234 amino acids. Lineage: Eukaryota; Fungi; Ascomycota; Sordariomycetes; Hypocreales; Clavicipitaceae. Gene Ontology annotation, cellular component: membrane; endomembrane system. The transcript has 2 exons. The record is from RefSeq and is a predicted model, not a curated record.
AUGGCUCGGCAUCAUCUCCAGCGUUUUGCAUCCCCGUCGCCCUCAGUCUCCUUGGUCAUCCACCUUGCUGGCGUCGCAACUCUGGCCAAGACGUUCCAGUUCUUGUUCGACUGGGACACGCCCUUGGCCGAGUCGCAUGGGUGGUACUUCCAGUUCCUGACCAUCAUUGGUCUGACGCUGUCUCUGUCCGUCUUUACGCUGGCUUCUGUCGCUGAUAUCACGGGGAGCACGGCAUUGUUCGACCUCAAGAAUUUCGUAUCCAUCGUCGCCACACCUCUCGAGGUCCUCGUGUCCACCUUGUACUGGGGCAUUUGCGCAAUUGACACUGCUCUAAUUGUCCCGCCUGGCUAUGAACUGCCGAUCUGGACAGACAUUGGCUUUCACCUGGCCCCUGCUGUGCUUUUGACUCUAGACUUGAUCUUGUUCAGUCCGCCGUGGACAAUCUCGGGCUACGCCGUCAUGUCGUUGAGCACCGCAUUCGCCUUUUCGUACUGGUACUGGGUUGAGAUGUGCUUUAGCAAAAAUGGCUGGUACCCCUACCCCAUGUUCGAGCUGCUUACUACUAGCCAGCGCGUUUUGCUCUUUACCGUCUCGGCUGGCCUUGUAACGGCCUUUUCUAGCAUUUUGAAAUGGGUCUAUGGUGUCGUCAAUGGCAAUGAGCAAGCUCGGAGAGAAGCCCUCAAACCCCUAAAAAGGGUUCAGUAA